Molecule: messenger RNA, 428 nt
Organism: Acyrthosiphon pisum (pea aphid)
Lineage: Eukaryota; Metazoa; Arthropoda; Insecta; Hemiptera; Aphididae
Product: (E3-independent) E2 ubiquitin-conjugating enzyme UBE2O-like
Exons: 2
Coding region: 21-428 (135 amino acids)
Molecular function (GO): ubiquitin conjugating enzyme activity
Source: RefSeq, a predicted model, not a curated record
UUUAGGAUUUGUUUUCUAUAAUGAUUAGAGGACCAGAAAAAACUCCAUAUGCUGAUGGUUUGUUUCUGUUUGAUGUCAAAAUUCCACCCACAUAUCCAAUUCAACCUCCACACUGUCAUUAUUAUAGUUAUUGUGACGACCGGUUGAAUCCAAAUCUAUAUGAAGAUGGAAAAGUAUGCCUUAGUCUUUUGGGUACUUGGUCUGGUCAUGGUGUUGAAUUAUGGUCACCUAUUUGUUCAAAUUUAUUACAGCUUCUAGUAUCAAUACAAGGACUGAUAUUGGUGAGUGAACCAUAUUAUAAUGAACCUGGAUUUGAUACCUUCCGAGGUGAAGAGCUUGCAGAAGAAAACUCUCGUGUUUACAACCAAAUGGCUCUAAUCAAAGUAGUGCCGUCAAUGACAAAUAUGUUAAACAUGAAUAAUUCGUAA